Cyprinodon tularosa is the source of this 1728-nucleotide messenger RNA. RefSeq names its product matrilin-3-like. The coding region runs from base 27 to 1571 and encodes 514 amino acids. NCBI's taxonomy places the organism in Eukaryota, Metazoa, Chordata, Actinopteri, Cyprinodontiformes, Cyprinodontidae. Gene Ontology annotation, molecular function: calcium ion binding. The transcript is spliced from 8 exons. The record is from RefSeq and is a predicted model, not a curated record.
UGCUCCCAUCCAGCUGAAGGAGCAACAUGGUGUCUCUAAUGGUGGUGGUCUUUGGUAUCUUAGCGGCGGGAUCUCAGGGCUCUGCACCACGGCGGUAUGACCAGUCCAAGGACUUAACGCCCAUCCACAUCUCUUCUUCAAAAACGCAGGACGCAAAACGCUUCCAGGAGGUCCGAAGGAGCGACGAGAGAAGCGUGCAGCUGCGUCAGGGCGCGCGCACAGGUGCAGACUCCUACCUGAGGACCGGGGGACGGAGAGAUGACGCAGCAUCAAGAACUAACUGCAAAAAUCGUCCAAUUGACCUGGUUUUCAUCAUAGACAGCUCUCGCAGUGUGCGCCCUGCUGAGUUUGAAAAGGCUAAGGCAUUCCUGCAGAACAUGGUGGACAGCUUGGUCAUAGGCAGAGACGCCACUCGUGUCGGCCUGGUUAAUUAUGCCAGCACAGUCAAGAUCGAGUUUCUCCUCAACACCUACUUUGACAAGUCUUCGGUGAAGCAGGCACUUGGGAAGGUUGAGCCCCUGGCUUCAGGUACCAUGACUGGCAUGGCCAUCAAGACCGCCAUGGAAAAAGCCUUCACCAAGGAGGCCGGGGCCCGCUCCGCUUCCACCAACAUCGCUAAGGUGGCGAUUAUAGUGACGGACGGGAGGCCCCAGGACAGGGUGGAGGAGGUGUCGGCUGUAGCCCGAUCAGCUGGGAUAGAGAUCUAUGCAGUGGGAGUCGACAGAGCCGAUAUGGCUUCCCUGCAGCUUAUGGCCAGCCAACCACAUGAUGACCAUGUCUUCUAUGUGGAAACCUAUGGCGUGAUCGAGAAGCUCACAUCCAAAUUUAGGGAAACCUUGUGUGGUAAGGAUGAUGAUAAUGGGAGUGCAGAUAUUGAUGAUAACGGACUAGGCCCAAAUGGCAGGAAAGACCAUAAUAACAAUAAAGGGAACAACGGUUUGGAUCCAUGUGCUCAAGGACACAACUGUCAGCAUAUUUGUGUCAACAAUGGCAACUCGUACAGAUGCAAGUGUCGCUCAGGCUUCGUCUUGAAUCCAGACAAGAAAACCUGCUCACGUGCAGACGCUUGCAGCCAGGGACACGACUGCCAGCACGUUUGUGUUAACAGUGGUGACUCGUACAUGUGCCAGUGUCAAAAUGGAUACGUGUUGAACCCGGACAAGAAAACAUGCUCACGUUCUGAUGCAUGUGCUCAGGGACACGACUGCCAACACAUAUGUGUCAACAGUGGAAGCUCGUACGUCUGCAAGUGUCGGUUGGGUUAUUUGCUCAACACAGACAGGAAAACAUGCUCACGUUCGGAUGCAUGUGCCCAGGGACACGACUGCCAGCACAUUUGUAUCAACAACGCUGAUUCUUACAACUGCAUGUGUCGAGAAGGAUAUAUACUAAAUUCAGACCAGAAAACAUGUUCACAGGAAAUGAGGAGUGAAAUAACAGAAGAUGCCUGCAUGUGUGAAGCACAGAUUGUUUUCCAGAGAAAGGUGCAGUCGGCCAUUCAGGAGCUCACAACUAAACUCGCUGAACUUUCAGACAAAGUGACGGACAUUGAAGCUGAAUUUCAGCGUUGAGAACAAAGAUGGAGGAAAAACGUCGGCACUUUUAUUACAGUCAGGAUUCCAUAAAAGUAGUAAAUAAUUAUAUUUCUUCAUGAUGAUGUAAAAAAAAAAUCAGCUUAGUGCUUCUUAUUAAUACAAACUGGUGCUGUUUUUCCUUUAUACCUCUAUU